Messenger RNA from Aspergillus piperis CBS 112811, 928 nucleotides. RefSeq lists its product as uncharacterized. NCBI's taxonomy places the organism in Eukaryota, Fungi, Ascomycota, Eurotiomycetes, Eurotiales, Aspergillaceae. The record is from RefSeq and is a predicted model, not a curated record. Bases 339 to 617 code for a protein of 92 amino acids. The transcript has a single exon.
AAGAAGAAAAAAAAAAAAAAAAAAAAGCAACGGGCAAUGAAAGAACUACACCUAAAUGAUAGGGUAAGAUGAUCGGCUGACAGUCCCGAACCGUCCGUCGACUUUACUCCUCCUUCGCAACUCCGGACUCCGGAAAUGUAUCUAAUGCCUGCAGACCGUUGUCGAUCCUUGGUUCUUGCUUUUUCUUUUUUUUCUUUUUCGGUCCCUCCCUUCUCCCCAAUCUUCUUCGGUGUGACAUCCGGGGAGGAGAAGAAGAAGAAGAAGACGCAGAACGAGAACUUGGGGGCCCAGACCCCUGCAGAGCGCGGAUCCCGGAUGUUCAUCGCUUCGCGGCUUACAUGUACAUGCCGGGCUGUCAUACUUUCAUUUUACCACUAUUUAGAUACAUGUUAAGUAGCUUGUCAGUGAUUAGUUGCCUUGUUACUUGCCAUCAUGGUGUCGCUCAUCACAUCUAUCGACCCUGCGACCCGUGUGUAUGGGUGUAUGUGUGCACGGUCACAGUGGUGAUUGACUAUCUGACGUAUGCCGGCCCCAGUCUUCCCGAGAUGAAGCAUAACGCGUUCCCCCCCUCUCUUGCCAACUGGGUUUAUCGGGAUGGGUGGAGUGGGUUUGACUGAGGGUGUGGCGUCGUCAUCGUCAUCAUCAUCAUCAUCAUCAUCAUCAUCAUCAUUGCGCGGGAACUGAUUAUUGGCGUCUCGGCUAUGAUAGGUAUCCGUGCCGGGAUUUGUUGUUUUGAUAACUGUAGUGGUGGUGGUGCUACUUUCCUAGUGUAUUAGAUUGUAUAUGUACUAGUUAGUGAUAUCUUACUGCCUGGGUUGAUGUAAAUAUGUGAAUGUGUCACUAGGCUAUUGUAUUCUGGUGUGUGCUCCUACUUAGGUAUAUAUAUUUUCACUGCACUUAUGCUAAGUAAGGAACAUAGUGAGGGUUG